Lentinula edodes (shiitake mushroom) is the source of this 992-nucleotide messenger RNA. RefSeq names its product ADP-ribosylation factor family-domain-containing protein. Gene Ontology annotation, cellular component: cytoplasm; Golgi apparatus. NCBI's taxonomy places the organism in Eukaryota, Fungi, Basidiomycota, Agaricomycetes, Agaricales, Omphalotaceae. Gene Ontology annotation, molecular function: GTPase activity; GTP binding. The transcript is spliced from 8 exons. The record is from RefSeq and is a predicted model, not a curated record. Gene Ontology annotation, biological process: vesicle-mediated transport; intracellular protein transport. Bases 72 to 635 code for a protein of 187 amino acids.
AUUGCCGAUUCUGCCGGGCCUGUAUUGCGUCUGAGUAAUCGGCUCUACCAUUAACCCCCAUUUUGUGCUCAAUGGGCCUCUCAAUAUCUUCGCUGUUCUCUUCUCUGAGCUCUUUGGUUCGAUGGAGUAAGGACCAAGAUGUUCGUAUACUGAUGCUGGGUUUGGACUCUGCUGGAAAAACAACAAUAUUGUACAGAUUACAGAUUGGGGAGGUUGUCUCAACAAUACCAACAAUCGGAUUCAAUGUGGAAACAGUCCAGUAUAAAAACAUCAAGUUCCAAGUGUGGGAUCUAGGAGGCCAGUCCAGUAUCCGACCAUAUUGGCGUUGCUACUUCCCAAAUACAUCCGCUAUCAUAUAUGUGAUUGAUUCAUCCGACCAAGCCCGUCUACCAACGUCACGAUCGGAACUCCUAACAAUGCUUUCGGAAGAAGAAUUGAAAGGGGUACCUCUUCUCGUGUUUUGUAACAAACAGGAUGUGGAUGGCGCUAUUAAGCCUGAAGUGAUCAGCGAAGAGCUCGGACUCGCAGGCGGGGAGAAGUCACGGCCUUGGAGCGUUCGAGGUAGUUGCGCUACGAAAGGGGAAGGUCUUGAAGAAGGAUUAGAUUGGCUAGUGAACGCGAUACAAAAGACAUAGCAUCCGUCAAUUAUUAUUACUUAUACCCUUCUGCGCUCAUGACUUUCUUGCUCCUUCAUGAUUACGAUAUUACGGACAUCACUGCGCACAAUAAUACACAUCAUCAAUAGCAUUCACAACCCCGGGUAAAAGUAUCAAUCAAAUUUUGUUUCGUCCAUGAACAUUGCCAGCAUAGCUUCUGCUCGUAAGACUUUCAUUGGAUUGGUGGCUUUUUCUGUCGGAUGAGUUUUCUCAUCAUCGUCCCUUUCGCUAUCCCUCUCAGUAACGACUGAAGUAGAAGAUCAAAGAGAAGAUCAUCGUAAAGGUACCAGGCAUGUGUUCACCAAGGGCUUACCUCGCGGAUAUUGCCCUUUACAU